UCCCCCGCCGUCUGUCCGGCGGGAUAAGGGGGCGAGUGGGAGAGCCCUCCCCCCCGCCGCCCCCUCCCCCGAGCGUCGAGACAAGAUGCUGCCCGGGCUCCGGCGCCUGCUGCAAGGUCCUGCCUCGGCCUGCCUACUGCUGACACUCCUGGCCUUCCCUCCGGUGACUCCCAGCUGCCCUAUGCUCUGCACCUGCUACUCAUCCCCGCCUACCGUGAGCUGCCAGGCCAACAACUUCUCCUCGGUGCCGCUGUCCCUGCCACCCAGCACGCAGCGACUCUUCCUGCAGAACAACCUCAUCCGCUCCCUGCGGCCAGGCACCUUUGGGCCCAACCUGCUCACCCUGUGGCUCUUCUCCAACAACCUCUCCACCAUCUACCCGGGCACCUUUCGCCAUCUGCAGGCCCUAGAGGAACUGGACCUCGGUGACAACCGGCACCUUCGCUCCCUGGAGCCCGACACCUUCCAGGGCCUGGAGCGCCUGCAGUCGCUACAUCUGUACCGCUGCCAGCUCAGCAGCCUGCCUGGCAACAUUUUCAGAGGCCUGGUCAGCCUACAGUAUCUCUACCUCCAGGAGAACAGCCUGCUCCACCUACAGACCCUGAUGUCCUCAUCUGAUGUGGGUGUCCUUCUGCGUAGGCAUGCCAACACUUAUGAACAUGUAGAAGCUAAGGCUGCUCAGCAUUCAGCUUUAGGGAAGGUGCCUCCCUCUCCUCUUCCUAGUGGGGAGCCAUGA
Arvicola amphibius (Eurasian water vole) is the source of this 736-nucleotide messenger RNA. RefSeq names its product reticulon 4 receptor like 2 (gene Rtn4rl2). NCBI's taxonomy places the organism in Eukaryota, Metazoa, Chordata, Mammalia, Rodentia, Cricetidae. Gene Ontology annotation, molecular function: protein binding. The coding region runs from base 86 to 736 and encodes 216 amino acids. The transcript is spliced from 3 exons. The record is from RefSeq and is a predicted model, not a curated record. Gene Ontology annotation, cellular component: plasma membrane.